AUGAGGCUAUGGCUAAGAGGACUGGUCCUCCAGGCUCUGAGAAAUGCCUGGGCUAUCUGUGCGUCUCAUGGGCAGCUGCCGCCUCUACCUGUCGCUCAGAAGAUUGUGGUCACCUGGGAAGUCAUCAGCCUGGGCAGGCAGCCAGUGUCUGAGUACUUCAACUUUGCCCAUGACGUGCUGGACGUGUGGAGUCAGCUGGAAAACGCUGGUCACCGGCCCCCAACCCCUGCCUUCUGGUGGGUCCAUGGCAUGGGAGCAGAGGUCAGGAGCUUUGAGGAGUUGGGAGAGCAGUCCAGGAGGGCAGCUAACGUGCUGGGGGGCACGUGUGUCCUGCAGCCUGGAGACAGAAUGAUGCUGGUGCUCCCUCAGCUCCCGGAGAGGCGGCCGGUCAGUGUGGCUUGUAUGCGGACAGGGGCCGUCAUGAUUCCCGGCAUCUCUCAGCUGACAGAGGAGGACCUCAAAUUCUGGCUGCAGACAUCCAGGGCCAAGUCCAUUAUCACCCGUGACUCCCUGGCUCCACGGGUGGACGCCAUUAGCGCCAGCGGCCCCUCCCUCCAAACCAAGCUGCUUGUGUCGGACAGCACAGUACCCACUUUUGUAUUUUACAGGGAGGCGUCAACAGAGAACAACUGUGAGAGGACCAGGAGUCAAGAGCCGCCGGCCAUCUACUUCAUAAGUGGCACGACUGGGGCCCCCAAGACGGUCAAGCACGGCCAGGCCAACUAUGGACUGAGUUUUGUGGCUAGUGGAAGGUUCUGGCUGGAUUUGACCCCUUCGGAUGUCAUGUGGAAUACCUCACACAGAGACACAGGCUGGGCAAAAUCUGCAUGGAGUAGUGUUUAUUCUCCAUGGAUCCAGGGAGCAUGUGUAUUUGCACAUUAUUUGCCACGGUUUGAGCCAACUUCCGUCUUGCAAACACUUUACAAGUUUCCCGUCACAGUCUUCUGUUCAGCACCAACUGCAGAUAGAAUACUUGUGCAGAAUGAUAAGACCAGAAACUAUAAGUUCAAAAACUUAAAGCACUGUGUAAGUGCUGCAGAGUCAAUCAACUCUGAAGUGACUGAAAAAUGGAGAAACAGGACAGGUCUAGAUAUCCACGAAGGAUAUGGACAGACUGAAACGGUACUAAUCUGUGGAAAUUUUAAGGGAAUGAAAAUUAAGCCUGGCUCAAUGGGAACGCAGGCUCCGGACGCGCAGAUUUUAGAUGCAAAUGGCAAUGUUCUACCACCUAGACAAGGAGAUACUGGCAUUCGAGUUCUACCUAACCGACCAUUUCGCCUUUUUACACAUUAUGUGGCUAAUCCUACAGAAACAGCUUCAACUCUACGAGGCAAUUCCUAUAUCACUGGGGGGGGCUAUACGGAUGAGGAUGGACAUUUCUGGUUUGUUGCAAGAGUGGAUGAUAUCAUAUUAUCCGCUGGUUACUGAAUUGGACCGUUUGAGAUAGAAAGUGCCCUGAUUGAGCAUUCUGCACUUGCAGAGUUAGCUGUCGUCAGCAGCCCAGACCCCAUCAGAGGAGAGGUAGUAAAGGCUUUUAUUGUUCUGAACCCUGAUUAGAAGUCAAACGAUCAAGAACAACUGAAGAACGAGAUUCAGGAGCAUGUAAAAAGAACUACAGCACCUUACAAAUAUCCCAGGAAGGUAGAAUUUAUUCAAGAGCUGCCAAAGACUAUUAGUGGGAAGAUAAAAAGAAAUGAACUGAGGAAGAAAGAAUGGGAAACAAUUUAAAUUCAUUACUUAUCAUGAUAUCUAUAAAAUAAGGCUCUGUAAAACCACAAGAUUAUGAAAAGGUGAUUUAAAAAUGUGACAGUAUGCUUAUAAAUUAAUUGAUUUUAAAUAUCUUGUGGUUAUAACAUCACAGGCUGAAUUCUGAAAUAAAAUAUUCAGUAAAUUCCUCUGC
Molecule: messenger RNA, 1900 nt
Organism: Kogia breviceps (pygmy sperm whale)
Lineage: Eukaryota; Metazoa; Chordata; Mammalia; Artiodactyla; Physeteridae
Source: RefSeq, a predicted model, not a curated record